AUUUAAAGCGCACAAACCAGCGUAACCUCAAAAUCAUUGUUCUUGUUAUACAUCAGUGUCAGUGAAAAAAAAGAACUUCAAACACUCGAGCCACGUUUCUAUUUUUAAGUGGCGGAAAAGGACACCUCUCCUAAUGACUACGUAUUCUGAACAGGCCUUUGAUUCGUCAAAUUACAACUCGGCGAGACCCACCUACCCAGACCAGUUCUACAAGACUUUGGUGGCCUUUCACAAAGCGCACUCGGGAAAUGUCACCUCGCUAGCAAUGGAUGUGUUCACGGGCCCUGGGUUCGUGGCAUUCCACUUGACCAAGUACUUUGACCACGUGAUCGGCACCGACUUGUCGGCCACCAUGAUUGCCGAGUGCAAAUCUCGCCGCAACCAGUGGCCCGAAAAUGGGAAAAUUGAGUUUCACACUGCUCCCGCCGAAAAGUCUCCUGACUUUGUUGCAGCCCUGUCGGUGGAUGUUAUCACCGCUGCAGAAGCGUGUCACUGGAUGGACCAUCCUAGAUUCUUCGCGGAGUGCGCUCGUGUUUUGAAGCGUGGGGGAACUUUGGCCUACUGGUUUUACUUGGACCCCGUUUUUGUGGACUGCCCUGCGGCCACGGAAAUCCACCGCAAAUACUCGUGGGACUCCUCGGUCGAAAAAGAAGGUUCAGACUACGAGAAGUACUUCGGGCCUCUCUACGAACAGCCUGGCCACGACUUGUAUGGAGACGCGAUGUCGACAGUGAGCCCACCGGGCGAAUUGUUCAGUCACGUGACCCGGCUUUAUUACCACCCCUAUGAGCACGGGCGUGAGCACACGACUCUCUUCAUCGAAAAGAAGCUUACUUUGAAAACGUACAGAGCCUUGAUCCACAGUUGGAGUGGCUACCAUAACUGGAAGAAGCAGUACCCGGACAAGCCCGAUGCCGCGGAUCAAUUGGUUGCUGAAGUGAGCCAAGCAUUGGGCAUUCACGAUGAUAUGGCGCCGAUCGACAUCAUCUUUCCUACUGUUUACACUUUCGCUCGCAAGAAGUAAAUUCAAUAGUCGGCAGUGAUUGCCUAUGCGACUGGUUAAGCUAGUGUCGACCUUGGCACAAGUGAGACGAAGAAAAUAGACGUUUUCACAGAAGCAAGUAAAACUCUAUGGUUCAGCUAUAGUA
Molecule: messenger RNA, 1148 nt
Organism: Metschnikowia bicuspidata var. bicuspidata NRRL YB-4993
Lineage: Eukaryota; Fungi; Ascomycota; Pichiomycetes; Serinales; Metschnikowiaceae
Exons: 1
Coding region: 134-1024 (296 amino acids)
Molecular function (GO): S-adenosylmethionine-dependent methyltransferase activity
Source: RefSeq, a predicted model, not a curated record